Necator americanus (New World hookworm) is the source of this 1344-nucleotide messenger RNA. RefSeq lists its product as uncharacterized. Bases 1 to 1344 code for a protein of 447 amino acids. The transcript has a single exon. The record is from RefSeq and is a predicted model, not a curated record. Lineage: Eukaryota; Metazoa; Nematoda; Chromadorea; Rhabditida; Ancylostomatidae. Gene Ontology annotation, molecular function: catalytic activity.
AUGUCCACUCCGGGAGAACGAAAGUUCUCCCAGAAACUCAUGGGACUAGAGGCUUGCAACCUGCCCAUGGGUUUUAAAAUUUUUACGCAAAACAAUAAUAGAAAAGAGUCUCCUGAUUCCGAAGGAAAGCCUGGUACGGUAGCGCUAAGUAGGACGGGGUUGCAGGAGUCAUAUAGGCUACCAAAACGGAAAAGGACUAGGAUGGCGAUCUGUACUUAUAACGCACGUACGCUUGCAUCGGAAGCGGCCAUCGAAGAUCUGAUGCAAGCCAAGAAGAUCAAGUACGACGUCAUCGGACUGACCGAGAUGAGACGACGUCACCCUCUCAACGCCGUAUAUGAAACUGGAGAAGAACUGUUCUUAGGAACAUGCGACAGUAGAGGUGUUGGUGGAGUUGGUGUCCUCGUCAACACGAGUAUGGCAAAGAACAUCGACUCUUUUGAACAACUUACGACCCGAAUCGGACGUCUGCGGAUGAGAAGAUGUGACCCAACACCAGCUUUGACUAUCUUCGUCGCUUACGCUCCAACAUCAAGCUACGAAGAAGAAGAAGUCGAAGCUUUCUAUAUGGACCUGGAGAAGUUCUACCGAGAAGACCAUGCCUUCUACGAGGUCAUAAUUGGCGAUUUCAACACCAAGGUUGGCCCAAGAAGAACGCCGGAGGGACUUCACAUCGGGACCCACAGCCUACAAUGGAAUGACCAGGGGGAGAGGCUCUCCGAGUUCAUCAUGACGACUAAGACCAUCCAUGGGAACUCGCAAUUCCAGAAGCCCUCCUCUCUACGCUGGACGUGGGAGUCACCCGGUGGAGGGUAUCGUAAUGAAAUAGACCACAUCAUCGUCAAUAAAAGGUUCUGCCUGACGGACGUCGGUGUUGUACCAAAGUUCUAUACGGGAUCGGACCAUCGCCUCCUCCGAGGAAGAUUUUCCUUCACAAAGAGAGCAGAGAAAGCCGCCAAGUUCAGAGAGAGAAAUCCCAGGACUACCAUCAACUGGGAUCUCUUCGCUACGCUAGCCGGCUUUUGGGAAGAUUCCGCAAUGGACAACAUCGACGAGGAAUAUGACCGGCUUGUUGAACACCUUCACGACUGCGCGAAGAAGGCUGAGAGUUUUAAAACCACCAAGAGGCGCCUGUCUCUUGAAACUCUUGAGCUGAUACGCCAGCGUGGAGCAGCACGAGCCGCAGGGAACCAAGAACUCACGUCCGAGCUCGCAAGGCUUUGCAGAGAGGCGAUAAAGGAAGACCUUAAAGAGAGAAGAGCAGAAGUGCUGACUGAAGCUGCAGAGGCGGGAAAAGCAUCCGCUAUGCCCGUCGAGACUUUGCCAGUCGCAAGGCGAGUAUGA